This is a messenger RNA of Camelina sativa (false flax), 1029 nucleotides long. The record is from RefSeq and is a predicted model, not a curated record. NCBI's taxonomy places the organism in Eukaryota, Viridiplantae, Streptophyta, Magnoliopsida, Brassicales, Brassicaceae.
AUGGAUAGGAUAAGUGGGUUACCCGAUGAAGUGCUCGUGGGAAUAUUGUCUCAACAACCUACUGCUAGAGAUGUUGUGGCCACAAUGGUUUUGUCAAAACGGUGGCGAUUUCUUUGGAGGAUGGUGCCAAAACUCGUAUACGAUGGUAGCUAUCAGAGUAAUGAGUUUGGUAAAUUUUCGAUCUUUGUUUUAAGAUCUUUGGUUUUGCAUGAGGCGCCAGUUAUAAAAAUGUUGCGUUUCAAACUUGAUCAAAAGUCUUGUAACGCUAUUGAUAUUGGAGUAUGGUUUAGAAUUAUAGCUAGACAUGUUGUGCGUAAGCUUGUUAUCGAGAUUGUUACUUCUUCUAGUAAAAAUACUCCAGUCACACUUCCGAGGAGCUUGUAUACAUGUUGUAAAAUGCUUGUGAUCUUGAAACUAAGUAACACGGUUCUUUUGGAUGAUGCAUUUUCCUUCAUUUUUUUCCCAUCCCUCAAGAAACUGAGUCUUGAAUCCAUUAAGUACCCACCAGAUGGUGAUGAAUUUGUCAAGAAGCUUUUGUUAAGUUGUCCUGUUCUUGAAGACUUAUAUGUGGAGCAGUGUCCUGAUGACAAUGUGACUGUUUUCACCGUUAGGGUGCCUUCUCUCAAGUUCGCAUCAUUGUAUAAAUCACAAGACAGAGUUAAAGAUGACAAAGAUGGGAUGCAUAUCCUAUUGGUAGUGUCUUCCGAAGUCUUAGCCUCUCCUAAUUUACGAGCUCUCAAACUUUGUUCUUACCAUAAUGAGGAUUAUCCACGUCCGUGCUGGAGUGAACCGAGUUCAAUUCCUAAGUGUUUGGUAUCGAGUCUUGAAACUCUCAAAUGGGUAAAUUAUGAAGGGUACAAAGACGAGAAACAAGUAGCAGCAUUCAUCUUAACAAACGCAAACCGUUUGAAGACGGCAAUUUUCUCCUCUGAUGAUUCCAACGAUCACGAGAAAUCUGAGAUGCUUAAAGAGUUGUUGUCAUCAUCAUCGCCUAUGUGUUCACGUACUUGCCAGCUUCGUUUUGUUUGA